GGGGAGGGUGUUGCUGUUUCUGUUUCAUUUCUGUGGCUGGGAUAUCUGGUUUCGUUUCUGCUAGUGCUGCUCAUGGGGAGUGAGCCACACAGCAUAUAAGAGGGAAGCGGAGAAGGACGGGGUGACUCUCCCGGUGUGCGUUGAGGAGGCACGGAGAGCUUGUCGGGCAGACGCAGUGCUGAGCAAACGGGCAGCACUCCCACCAGCUCUAACUCAGUGACGGCUAAUGUCUAAGACCCACGCUUCUCGGCCAUACCAGAGGCGCAAGAUGUUUUGGCCCCAACAGCAACCAAAAAAAGAACUGAAUUUCUUCCACCAGCAGCCCCCGCCACCCGGCGAGGCAGCAGGAUACAUGAUUUGUCCCCCGAACGGUCAGGUCAGAGGGCAGGAUCCAGCUUAUCUCAUCAAGGAGUUCCACACGCUGGCACUGAACCCUCAGCAGCCAGAAGGAAGCAGGGGCCAACAGAAGGCAAAGGGCCCUGAGCACAUCCUGGCUAGCCAGUACGAGGAGAAGGUGCGCCCCUGCAUCGACCUCAUCGAUUCCCUGCGGGCGCUGGGCGUGGAGCAGGACCUGGCCCUGCCCGCCAUCGCCGUCAUUGGGGACCAGAGCUCGGGCAAGAGCUCCGUGCUGGAGGCUCUGUCGGGCGUUGCCCUCCCCAGAGGCAGCGGGAUUGUGACCAGGUGCCCGCUGGUGCUGAAGCUGAAGAGGCAGCCACACGAGAGCGCGUGGAGGGGGAAGAUCAGCUACCGCAAGACGGAGCUCCAGCUCCAGGACCCCUCCCAGGUGGAGAAGGAGGUCCUCAAAGCCCAGAACACCAUAGCUGGGAACGGAGUUAGCAUCAGCCAUGAGCUCAUUAGUCUGGAGAUCACCUCCCCUGAGGUUCCGGAUCUGACCCUCAUUGACCUUCCCGGCAUCACCAGGGUACCUGUGGGAAACCAGCCCCAGGACAUUGGACUGCAGAUCAAGGCACUCAUCAAGAAGUACAUCGAGAAGCAACAGACGAUCAACUUGGUGGUGGUCCCCUGCAACGUGGACAUCGCCACCACAGAGGCGCUGAGCAUGGCUCAGGAGGUGGACCCUCAUGGAGACAGGACCAUAGGAAUCCUGACCAAACCAGAUCUCGUGGACAAGGGUACCGAACACAUGGUCGUGAAAGUGGCUCAGAACCUCACGUACCGUCUGCAGAAGGGCUACAUGAUCGUGAGGUGCCGGGGACAGGAGGAGAUCACCAACAAGCUGAGCCUGGCCGAGGCAACCGAGAAAGAAACGAUGUUCUUCCAAGCACAUCCGUAUUUCAGAGCUCUCCUGGAGGAAGGAAAGGCUACGGUGCCCCGUCUGGCAGAAAGACUGACCAAUGAGCUCAUCUUGCACAUCAAUAAAUCACUCCCGUUGUUAGAAAAGCAAAUAAGGGAGAGCCACCAGAGGGCGACAGAGGAACUGCACCAGUGUGGAGACAACAUCCCCAGCAAUGAAGCCGAUAGAAUGUUCUUUCUGAUCGAGAAAAUUAAGGUGUUUAAUCAGGACAUUGAAAAGUUAAUAGAGGGAGAAGAAGUCGUGAAGAAGAAAGAUAGCCGCUUAUUUAACAAAGUCAGGGAGCAUUUUGAAAGCUGGGUACUUGUACUCACAGCCAAUACCCAAAAAGUUAAAAAUAUUAUUCACGAAGAAGUCUCAAUAUAUGAAAAGCAGUAUCGCGGUAGAGAGCUUCUUGGAUUUGUCAGCUACAAGACGUUCGAGACCAUAGUGCACCAGUAUAUGGAACAGCUGAUAGACCCCGCGCUCACCAUUCUCCACCAGACUGUUGAAGUUGUCUGGCAAACGUUCGCCGAUGCAGCCAAGAGGCAUUUUAGUGAAUUCUCCAACCUCAAUCAAACAGCCCAGAACAAGAUUGAAGACAUAAAAACGAGAGAAGCAGAAACAGCAGAAAAUCUGAUCCGACUUCAGUUCAGAAUGGAGCAGCUGGUUUAUUGUCAAGACGAGAUUUACAGCGUGGUUCUGAACCAAGUCCGGAAAGAGGUCUUCAACCCAGUGGGAAAGCCCUUGCAGAAUCCCGAGUUGAAACUGUCAUUCUCCAAAGAUCUGUCUUCGGUGUCGUCCAUCACUGAGAUUGGGGUGCACCUGAAUGCCUAUUUCUGGGAAGCCAGCAAACGUCUCGCCAACCAGAUCCCAUUCAUAAUUCAGUAUUUCAUACUCCAAGAGUAUGGCAGUUGCUUACAGAAAGCCAUGAUGCAGAUACUGCAGGAGAGAGAGCACUAUUCCUGGCUACUUCAAGAACAGAGCGAGACCUCUGCCAGGAGGAGAGUCCUUAAGGAGAAGAUUCACCGGCUGGUUCAGGCGCGGCGCGCUCUCUAUAAUUUCUGCAAUUAAAGGGGCUGGGUCCACGGAGGGGCAACGAUGCUUUUGGGUUUUCUUUUCUGUGCACGCACUGUAAGGGGAUGCGAAAAGUGGCUUCGCAUUUGGAACCAGGCUUUUCUGUUGCCACCUGUGUCCACCUUUGCUGUCCUGCAUUUGCGCUCAGCACCAGUUUGUAUCUGAAGUCCACAUGCACCCGGGGCUGUCACCUCUGCCAGGAGGCCUUCUCUGAUCUCCCCAAAGAGGUGGCUCGCCAGUCCUUGAGCCUCACAGACCCCCGUUACAGCGUUCUCAAAUACUGCUCUCUUUCUUUGUUAGAUUGUAAGAGACCCCAGAGGGGGGAGGUCAGGAUCAUAUUCUUUUGUAUUCCCGGAAUCUUGAAUGACACCUGCUACACACGAGCCCCUUAAUGAAUUAUAUCUCACCAAACACAUGAAUGAUGAAGACCACCUGGCGUUGUGGCUUAAAUGCAGACUUCGGUGGUUUGAGAUGGUGUCCCUUGGCCGGUCACUCUCAGAGCAAUUCAGCCAUGCCACCUGCUUCCCCGUGUUGACUGUAGCCGUGUUUCCAGCCCCCCAGGGGAGACUGGCGGGGGCGAUACCGAUUUUAAUGUGCACUGUUUCCCUGGCUGCAACGAGCUCCCAUUGCUACGUUAAGUCCUGAAGAGAUGUUUAAUAAGGAAAAACAUUUUUUAAAGAUUUUAUUUAUUUACCUGACAGAGAGAGAGCACAAGCAGGGCGAGCAGGAGAGGGAGAAGCAGGCUCCCCACUGAGCAGGGAGUCCGACACGGGGCUCGGUCCCAGGACCCUGGGAUCAUGACCUGAGCAGAAGGCAGACGUUUAACUGACUGAGCCACCCAGGCGCCCCAGGAAAAGCAUUUUUUUUUUUUAAUGUAGAGGUUCAUACCAGUGGCCAUCUCUAGAUUGGAGGAUUACGACUAAUUUUAUUUUCUUCGUCAGGCUAAGCAAUACCUACUUCAGAGGAAUUUUAGGAGGGUUAAGUGAAACCAUUUCUACAAAACACCUGUCCCGAAGCCGGUGUUCAAAAAUGCCAACAAUUCUUCGCUCUCCAUCAAACGCCUCUUUCUUCCUUACUCUCUAGGUCCGUAGAGCAGCCCCCCUUCUAAAGCCCUCCCAGCCAGUUCUCACACCCCGUUCUUUGAUCUCUGUGAGGCAGGUGUUAUGUGGGGUUAGAUGAGCCCGACCUCAUGGUUUUGCACAGGCAUGCCCAGUUUUCCCAGCACCAUUUGUUGAAGAGAUCAUCCUUCCCCCAUUGGUCUUGGCACCCCCAUCCAAAAUCAUUUGGCCAUAUAUGCAAGCAUUUAUUUCUGGGCUCUCUGUUCUAGUCCAUUGGUCUGUGCCUGUCUUUAGGCACAGACCAAUGGACCACCAGGACCAUUGAUCAAAACCACACUGUUUUGAUAAUGGUAGCUUUGUAGUAAGUUUUGAAAUGAAGAAGUGUGAGUCCUUAGCUUCCUUCUUCUUUUUCAGGAUUGUUUUGCCAAUUUCGGGGUAGCUUGAGAUUCCACGUGAAUCUUACAGUGGGUUUUUCUCUCUCUACAAAAAAUGUCAUUGGGAUUUUGACAGGGAUUGCACUGACUCUGGAGGUCACUUGGGGUGGUAUUUGCAUCUUAACAAUAUUCAGUCUUGCAAUUCAUGAACACUGGAUGUCUUCCCGUGUAUUUAUGUCUUCUUUAAUAUCUUUGAGCAAUGUUUUAUAAUUUUCAGUAUGUCUUUCAUUUCCUUGAUUAAGUUAAUCCCUAAGUAGUUUAUUCUUUUUGAUGCUGUUGUAAGUGGAACUGUUUUUCUUCAUUUCUUUUUCAGAUCGUUCAUUGUUAGGGACCAGAAAUGCAACAUUUUUCGUUUUUUUUUUUUUUUUUUUUUGCUGAAUAUUUGUGGUUUUCCACAUAUAAAAUCAUACAAUUUGUGAACAGAGGUAAUUGUACUUAUUCCUUUCCAAUUUGGAUGCCUUUUGUUUUGUUACCUUGCUGGAUUGCUCUUCUGAUAGUACCUUGAAUAGAAGUGGCAAAGGCUGGGAACCUUGUAAAGUGUCCCAGAUUUUGAAGAACCUUUGCAAUAUUGAAGCUAAUGGUUAUGAAAAGAGCGUAUGAAAGAGAAAAUAUUGGUCUUAGUUUUGGUGUCCUUUACUUUUCUUUUUUCUUUUGUAAUUUGGACUUUUCCCCUCAUUUUAUGAGUUGGGUCACAUACACAAAUAGCAGCAGUGCUGAGAAGACCCACUGUCCCUGUUCCCUUUGUUGUCUUUUUUUUAAAUUAAUUUAUUUGGCAGAGAGAUAGAGAGCACAAGUAGGCAGAGUGGCAGGCAGAGGGAAAGGGAGAAGCAGGCUCUCUGCUGAGCAGGGAGCCUGAUGCGGGGCUCGAGCCCAGGACUCUGGGAUCAUGCAUGACCUGAGCCGAAGGCAGCCGCUUAACCGACUGAGCCACCCAGGCGCCCCCUUUGUUGUCUUCUUAACCUUUAAAUUAUAGAUGCUGUUGUGGAAAUAAAGUCUGAGAAAAAUAAA
Messenger RNA from Mirounga angustirostris (Northern elephant seal), 4868 nucleotides. It is a transcript of the gene MX2, whose product is annotated as MX dynamin like GTPase 2. Gene Ontology annotation, cellular component: microtubule; nucleus; membrane. Lineage: Eukaryota; Metazoa; Chordata; Mammalia; Carnivora; Phocidae. Gene Ontology annotation, molecular function: GTPase activity; GTP binding; microtubule binding. The transcript is spliced from 14 exons. Gene Ontology annotation, biological process: defense response to virus. The record is from RefSeq and is a predicted model, not a curated record. Bases 227 to 2365 code for a protein of 712 amino acids.